AUGUGGGGAAGUUCGGUCGACGAGCGAAAGCUCAACCUGGCCGACAAUGCUCGUGCGAACCAAUGGCACCGCGGCGAUGGCCAGGCCGAUGCCGCACGCGUGCAUCAGCCAACACAUCCCACUGAAGAUGUCGAGAGUAGUCCUGAAGACACCGAGCGCGCGGGCACAUGGGGAGAGACAGACGUCGGCGGCUUCGACCGCGAAGGCGCAAUGGAAGACUACCUGGAGUUGAGGAAUCACCUCACCCACCUCACCAAGACCCGCUCCAAGGAUCCAGGACACCCCCUCAAGAGAGCCGCGACCGGUGCCAGUGCAAGGAGUAAGAAACAAUCACUCCGAGAUUCGCCGUCAUUCAGACAGGGCCAGCCCUCGGAAGGAGUCACGUCUGGUGAUCCCGAGAAAGAAGAAGGACCGGAGGAAAGAGGCGAUGUUGAGGCAGGUGCACAGGAGGAGGAAGAGGACGAAUUCGAGCUCGAUCGUUUCAUGAGAGAAGGGUACUUCGAGAAGCGGACCGACGAUGAAUCUCACAAGAAGGUGGGCGUCAUCUACAAGAAUUUGACAGUCAAGGGUGUCGGGUCGACCGCAUCCUUUGUCAAGACCCUUCCGGACGCCAUCCUUGGCACCUUUGGACCAGAUCUGUGGCGCAUCAUCUCGGGUUUCAUACCGGCUCUGCACCGACGAAGUGGUGAGACCCGCACAAUCCUGAACGACUUGACGGGAUGUGUACGCGACGGAGAGAUGAUGCUGGUUCUUGGUCGACCGGGCUCCGGCUGCUCCACCUUCCUGAAGGCCAUUUCCAACAACCGCGAAGGUUACGCUGAGGUCUCGGGCCAAGUCUCCUAUGGCGGUAUCACUGCCGAUAAGCAGAAGAAAAUCUACCGUGGCGAGGUCAACUAUAACCAGGAGGACGACGUGCACUUCGCGUCGCUCAACGUUUGGCAGACCUUUACUUUCGCGUUGAUGAACAAGACGAAGAAGAAAUUCCAGGACGACAUUCCUGUCAUUGCCGACGCGUUGCUCCGCAUGUUCGGUAUCAGCCACACGAAGUAUACUCUGGUGGGUGACGAAUACACACGAGGAGUAUCUGGAGGUGAACGCAAGCGUGUUUCGAUCGCAGAGACGCUUGCGAGUAAGUCCACUGUCAUCUGCUGGGACAACAGCACGCGAGGUCUCGAUGCAUCUACAGCUCUCGAUUACGCUCGAUCGCUUCGUAUCAUGACCGAUGUGUCGAAUCGAACGACGCUUGUAACACUCUACCAAGCAGGUGAAGGGAUUUACGAGCAGAUGGACAAGGUCCUUGUGAUCGACCAAGGCCGCGAGGUUUUCAUGGGCCCAGCAGAUGAGGCGAAGCAGUACUUCAUCGAUCUCGGCUUCGAAUGCCCUGACCGCCAGACCACAGCCGACUUCUUGACCGCCGUAACCGAUCCAGUGGAGCGGAGAUUCCGUGUGGGAUAUGAGGAUCGAGCGCCGAAGACCCCUGAAGACCUUGAGCGUGCAUUCAGACAAUCUCCGGCCUAUCAAAAAGUGCUCGAUGACAUCGCGGACUACGAGAAGUAUCUUGAGGAAUCCCAUUACAAAGAUGCGAAGCGAUUUGAAUCAGCAGUUCAGGAGGGCAAGUCGAAGCGGGUUUCCAAGAAGUCUGCAUACACUGUCUCGUUCCCUCGUCAAGUUAUGGCUUGCACGAAGCGCGAAUUCUGGCUGCUGCUUGGUGACACUACCACUCUCUGGACGAAGCUCUUCAUCAUUAUCAGCAAUGGUCUUAUCGUCGGCUCCCUCUUCUACGGCGAACCGGAGAACACCGAAGGCGCCUUCAGUCGCGGAGGCGCUCUGUUCUUCUCGAUUCUGUUCCUGGGAUGGCUGCAACUUACGGAACUUAUGAAGGCCGUAAGUGGCCGCGCAGUCGUCGCACGCCACAAGGACUACGCCUUCUACAGACCCAGCGCUGUCGCUGCCGCUCGUGUUGUUGCCGAUCUGCCUGUAAUCUUGGUCCAGGUCCUCAUCUUUGGCAUCAUCAUGUACUUCAUGACGAACCUCACGGUCACUGCCGGCCGCUUCUUCAUCUACAUGUUGUUUGUCUACAUCACGACGAUCCUGCUCACGGCACUGUACCGCAUGUUUGCCGCUGUCUCUCCCGAAAUCGACACCGCUGUUCGAUUUUCCGGUAUUGCGCUCAACUUGCUCAUCAUCUACACCGGAUAUGUGAUUCCCAAGCCACAGCUGCUUACCAAGUACAUCUGGUUUGGCUGGAUCUACUACAUUAACCCUCUCAGCUACGCCUUCGAGGCGGUGUUGACGAACGAGUUCGCAGGCAGGACCAUGCAGUGUGCGCCAUCUCAAUUGGUACCGCAGGGUCCCGGCAUUGAUCCUACGUAUCAGGGCUGUGCAGUAGCCGGUGCUGCAGUCGACGGCAAGUCGGUGGCCGGCGAAACUUUUGUGCAAACGCAGUACAACUAUACGCGAGCCGAUCUUUGGAGAAACUUUGGUGUUGUCAUUGCCUACGCAGUGCUGUACAUCAUUGUCACCAUCAUCUGUACCGAGGCAUUCUCUUUCGCCAAUACCGGAGGCGGAGCUCUCGUGUUCAAGAAGUCGAAGCGCGCCAAGCAGAUGAUCAAGGAGUCGCCUCCCGCUGACGAGGAGAAGGCUGGUGUUGCUGGCGACAAUGAGAGUUCCGCCAAGAAGGAGUCUGGCAUGGGCAGCUCGUCCGAUGAUGACCGUGAGAGCGACGCUCUGGAGCAAAUCACGAAGAGCGACAGCAUUUUCACCUGGCGCGAUGUUGAAUAUACCGUUCCGUACCUCGGCGGGGAACGAAAGCUCCUAAACAAGGUAAACGGAUAUGCCAAACCAGGUGUUAUGGUCGCUUUGAUGGGAGCUUCCGGGGCCGGUAAAACAACUUUGUUGAAUACACUUGCCCAACGUCAAACUAUGGGUGUUGUCUCGGGUGAGAUGUUCGUGGACGGCCGUCCUCUUGGACCAGAGUUCCAGAGAAAUACCGGCUUCUGUCUGCAGGGUGACUUGCACGAUGGCACGGCCACAAUCCGCGAAGCACUGGAAUUCUCUGCCAUUCUGCGACAGCCUGCUAGCACGCCGCGAGCCGAGAAGAUCGCCUACGUUGAUAAGAUCGUUGAACUUCUGGAGCUGAACGACCUACAGGAUGCUAUUAUCAUGAGCUUGGGUGUUGAGCAGCGAAAGCGUUUGACCAUCGGCGUGGAGCUCGCUGCUAAGCCUUCACUUCUCCUGUUUUUGGAUGAGCCCACCUCUGGAUUGGACUCACAAAGCGCCUACUCUAUCGUCCGCUUCUUGAAGAAGCUCGCUCACUCAGGACAAGCCAUCGUGUGCACUAUCCAUCAGCCGUCUUCAGUCCUCAUCCAGCAAUUCGACAUGAUUCUGGCUCUGAAUCCGGGUGGAAACACAUUCUAUUUCGGACCUGUCGGCGAGAACGGACAGGACGUGAUCGAUUACUUCAGAGAGCGCGGGGUUGACUGCCCGCCCAACAAGAACGUGGCCGAAUUCAUUCUCGAGACUGCUGCCCGACCUCAUAAGCGGGCAGAUGGAUCAAGGAUCGACUGGAACGAAGAGUGGCGCAACUCACAGCAGGCGGUCGUAGUCGUCGAGGAAAUCGAAGGCCUUAAGCUCACAAGAAGUACGACAAAGGCUUCGAAUGUGCGCCGAGAAGAGCAGAAGGAGUACGCUGCACCGAUCCUGCUGCAGUGCACCGAGCUCCUGAAGCGCACCUUUAAGCAGUACUGGCGCGAUCCUUCGUAUCUCUACGGCAAGCUCUUUGUCUCUGUCAUCGUCGGCAUCUUCAACGGCUUCACCUUUUGGCAACUCGGCAACACAAACCAAGACAUGCAGAACCGUAUGUUCACGGCCUUUUUGAUCCUCACCAUUCCGCCUACUGUCGUCAACGCCGUGGUGCCCAAGUUCUUUACCAACAUGGCUCUAUGGCAAGCCCGCGAGUACCCAUCUCGUAUCUAUGGCUGGUUCGCUUUUGCCACGGCGCAAGUGGUGGCCGAGAUUCCCCCUGCCAUCAUUGGUGCUCUCGUCUACUGGAUCCUCUGGUACUGGCCGACUGGUCUGCCAACGGAAAGCUCCGUGUCAGGCUACGUCUUCCUCAUGGUCAUGCUCUUCUUCCUCUUCCAGGCCAGCUGGGGCCAAUGGAUCUGCGCUUUUGCUCCAUCGUUCACGGUAAUAUCGAACGUUCUCCCGUUCUUCUUCGUCAUGUUCUCCCUCUUCAACGGUGUCGUACGUCCUUACGCUAUGCUGCCAGUCUUCUGGCGUUACUGGAUGUACUGGGUCAACCCUUCGACGUACUGGAUUUCUGGUGUCUUGGCCGCUACGCUGAACGGCAUCCCGGUCAACUGUGCGGAGACUGAGGCCGCCCAUUUCAACCCGCCGCCCGGACAGACUUGUCAGGCUUAUGCUGGAUCCUAUGCCAUGCAGGCUGGUGGUUUCUUGAAGAAUCCAGGCGCCACUACCGAUUGCCAGUACUGUCAGGUACGUGAACAACUCCCUUUCCCAUUAUGUUCUAAUCUCAUACUGACUCUUUCUCACUAGUACUCCUCUGGAAAUGAUUACCUCGCGUCCCUCAACAUCAAUGCGGACCAGAAAUGGCGGGACUUUGGUAUCUUCCUCGUCUUCGUCUUCACCAACUGGUUCCUGGUCUACUUCUUCAUCUACACGGUCCGUGUACGUGGUUGGGGCUUUGGAUUUGGAUACCUCUUUGCUGGCCUGGGCAAGAUGGUCGGAUUCAUCAAGAAGCCGAUCAAUCGCCUCAUGGCCAAGAAGAGAGGAGGAGAGUAAGGCAUAGAUGGGGCUCUGGUUGCAUGACUCUAGCGUUGGCGCUCUUCGCGAGACAGCAUCGAUAGAUGUGCGUAGUGGGAAUGAGAUUGUAGACGAUUAGAAAUUUAAUUGUACUGCGUGGGUACUGCGUUUGUGCAUUCCAAGACCCUACCUGUCUGUCAUGCGUCGAUCCUGACGACCACGCAGUGCGGCUCGUCCGGGACCGCGUACAUGGGCUCUUUUUUUGCGAUUCCGUCGUCGUUGGAGUCCACCAAUUGAAAGAGUUGUGAAUGCUGACCACCGCAAGCUUCCUCUAUCGUAUAUCCGUUUCGCCAAGACGGUCAGCACAAAACAUUUCCACUUAUAUUCUCAAAAUAUAUAUGCUGCGGACUUUUGAUUGAUGACCAUAUAUACAAAAGGCUGCUGGAGGCGGAUCAAUUGCUCCAAAAAAUUUCACCAACCCUUGUCCUUAUUACCACAACAUCUCUCUCUCUCUCUCCUUAGCAUCAUCCUUUUCGACAAGAAGACCGCGCCAACCGAACCGCAACCGGUCACGACGGAGAUGGAGCGCAUCAUCUGGGGUUUGGCCAUGGUCCGUCUGCGAGAAGAAGAACGAAAGCGAUCGCAAUUCAUGAACCUACCGAAUGAACUGAAACUGGCCAUCUUCGCGCAUCUCCAGGCCAAGGAUCUGCAGAUCGCCACGGGAGUCUGCGCACACUUUCGAGAACUCGUAUACGGCAAUCUGCCACGGCUCGCGGAUCCGCAAGCGCACCUCGGUCGACUGCGGGAAUUCGUGGGAUACUAUGUGACCCCGGACCCUGCACGGGUCGAUCUCCUCGAAGCGAUGCGCAGGGUGAUGAGUAUCAAGGGUCUCUGGACCGAUCGCUAUUUGACCGAUGUGGUGCUGGAUUCUGUCACUUUCUUGCCCGCUGACCGCUCGCUCGAAUGGAGGAGAGGGACGUGGAGGAUGGCGGAGCUGUUGUACUUCCUGCAUGCUCAACAUCAUCUGCAAGGGAAGCAAGGUCCCCGGUCAUACGUGGAUGGCGAGGAACCGGAUCGCAUCAGUUUCGAGAGAUGGAGCGGCAUGGUACAGAUAUCCGUUGGAAGGUUUCUUGAGAUUUCUACUUCUACCCUGAAGAGCUGGCAUGAUACGAUCGUCAACACCCCGGGGGGGCACUUUCGCGGCGAACCUCAGCUGGAGCCUCAGACCGAUCUCAUGCUGACGGGACUGUUCUUCAUCAACAGCGCAACCGAGGCGGUGCAGCGGCCAUUGUGGUUCAAGAAGUGCUACUGCAGCCUCUCUGGCAAGCUGGAAUAUCUGUCGAUGCAGCAGCUGUCUGACUUGCUGCAUGUUCCGCUGCUUCCGCAGUUGUGGAGCAUCAUCCCUAGUGGAAGGGUAGACGGUUGUUACUUUGCGUAUUGUGUCCGGAGCGAGUGGGCUGUCGUGCGAAUAUAUCAGGCUGUUUUUCAGGGAAAGGCGCUCUCGGCAUUGGAAAGGCUGGCUGUACUUGAGGAGCUUUGGAUCUGGUGA
Lecanosticta acicola is the source of this 6310-nucleotide messenger RNA. NCBI's taxonomy places the organism in Eukaryota, Fungi, Ascomycota, Dothideomycetes, Mycosphaerellales, Mycosphaerellaceae. The record is from the annotation of a GenBank genome assembly.